Cyclocybe aegerita is the source of this 2712-nucleotide messenger RNA. The record is from the annotation of a GenBank genome assembly. Lineage: Eukaryota; Fungi; Basidiomycota; Agaricomycetes; Agaricales; Hemipholiotaceae.
AUGCUCGCAGACAACGUCAAGAUGGUCAGCCUCUCGACUGCCAGCCACUGCACACUCAGGCAGAGGCCCCAGCAGCAUUUGAACGCAGAGAACGACAACGGCAGCAAGAGCGCGAGUGAGCUCAAAGCAGAGAGGCACGGCACGAAGACCCGCCUGCUGCUCGCUGACUACCGAACUCUCAGAGCUGCAGUGAAGCUGGCGGUCACACGAGGGAAGACAGCCCAGCUGGCAGCGAGUGAGCACCAGGAGCGAGAGAGCGAGCUGCCCAGGGUCAGCUUCAAGAUUCCAACCUGCCCACAUCAAAUGCUGGGGCACCUCCUCCAUCAAAUUGAACCCUUGCACAGCGUGCGCGUCGAGAGCGCGAAAGAGCUGCACGAGAGGGCAUUCACCAAGACCAGCAAGUGCAGGAGCCAAAGGCACCUCAGCCAUCAAACCGAACUCUUGCACAACGUGCGCGGCGGGAGCGGGAACGAGCUGCUCAACACGGAAACGAACAAGAUAUCCCAGUACGUCCCUUUUGCAGACUUCGAGUCUGCACUUGAAGUGCUUCCAGACACUCUCCAAACAACUUUGAAGAGUGUCCUGCGAAUGGAUUCCCUGUGUCUUUCAUCAGUGGGCCCGCCCUCUCUGUUCGUCAACAAUGUGGAAAUCACAUUACCCACCUCAAGAUCCAAACUCCAUGGUUGCGGUAUUUUCGAAGGCCAGAAAGGGCCCGCCAUGGCGAAACUGCUGCAGGACCAGCUCAUGACUCGCAUUGUAGCCAUGAUCGACGGCCUAUACGCACCUGCUUUACGAAAGGGGGCCCACGCCUUACCUACACUAACUCCAGAAAUUAUCAAAAAAUCCCUCACAGACGCCUUCGUACAACAUGACAAUCGUGUCCUUUACAGAGCAGUGCAAAUGGCAGAACUGAUCAAGAAGAAUAAAGUGUCGAGGAGAGACGCAAAAGCGUUGGUCGACCCCCUUUCCAGCGCAACGGCUCUCAUAACGCUAUAUGAUGACGAGCACCGCACUUUGUACGUCGCGCGUACUGGCGGCGGUGGGUGUGCAGUUCUUGGGAGACGCGUUGUCGAUCCUCGGGAUAAAUACGAGGCGCACACAAUUAGCAUGGAGGAAGAAGGUGCCGACGAUAUCCAACGCCCCACCCGCGUUUUCGGUGACAGUGCUAGAAAAUGGACUACAGCCGUUCUGCAGAACAUACAUGAGAAAUACCUGGGCCCACCACCCAUCAAUGACCACAAGCCUACACCGACGGCUGAGCCCAUCGUCUCGCACUUCAGCGGAAUCGAGCGGGGCGACUUUGUCGUAGUCGGCUCAGAAGGGUUAGGUGAAUCUCUGGACAGCGAGCAAGUCGUCGGGCUAGUCGGGCAGUGGCUCGAGGAGCGAGGCGUCAGAGAAGUGACCUGCAGCUCUGACGGUACCCAACGCGAAGUGAUCCUCCCGCCAAUGGGCACCAAAGACCCGAAAGACCUGCGCGAAAGCACGUUCACUUCGGACGAGCUGCCCGUGAUCUACCCCAAGGGAUACGAGGACACGACGCGCAGAUACACAUCCUGGAAAACGCAAAAGCGGUUCAUAUCCCUGCCGAAAGAUGAGAACGUUGCCUCUCACAUAGUGCGAAAUGCGUUGGAUGGUGCAGACCGUGAUCUCGCGGAGGCGUUGUACCAGAUCCGGGGUGAGAGGGGUAAGGAGCUUCGGUGGGUCAUUCGGGCAUGGGUACUUCAUGGCCCGGAGCACGGAAUCGAGUGUCUUGUGCUAUUCUGCAACGAGAGCUGGCUCAAUAUCGGACUGGGGCUACAGCACGCCAUUCGCGACAUCCUACUCUCCUCCCGCCUUACCUCUCUCCACUUGAUUUUGAUCGACAACCUUCCAAGAAAUAUUCUUAUCGGAACUCACCUCAAAGGGAUUAUACUGGUGCAGUGCUUUGUCAGUGAUGAGGAAGAUACCUUCUACUAUUCCUCUCGCUAUCCCGCUGCCAGCCCCUUGUAUCCUCAACUCGAUUCUGUCCAUGUUGAUGGCGAUGUCACCUCACUUUUUGAGGGCGAACAAACCAAAGGGGAACAUAAAAUUCUGCUGCCUUCGGCGCUUUUCGCACUUAGAAAGCUGAACUGGACGACGGAAUUGCGGGAUGCUGAUGGGGUUUCUGCCAUUCUUUCGCGAGUCAGCAAUACUCUUGAGGAUCUUGAGAUCAAAAUAGGGCAAUAUGCAGGUUCAAUGCAAGCGGAUAUGUUUGAUCUCACUCACAUGAAGAAGUUAAACCACCUUCGGAUCCUCGAAGAGCGACAGGAAAUGUCCGACUAUUUUUCUCCUGCUGUCAAUAUUGGCGACUUUAACUACGACCUCCUGGAUGUCCUUCGAGUCCCAGCGUCCCUGCGACGGCUGGAACUCAGGUACGUCUUGGAGUUUAAGAAAGGCCCUUCCAUCAUUACACCUCUCCUCGAUUCCUUUGACGCCCCUCCUGCCGUCAACCAAUGGGCACGCCUUAAUGGAGUUCUCUCUUCACCAAGUUUCACAGCUGUCGAGGAGGUCGUCAUAGCCUUGAUAAUUGGGCGUUUCACGGAAGAAGCUCUUCCUCCAGAAACCAAAGACCUUUACAACCGGAUUGAAUCCCAGGUCAGAACAGCACUCCCAUAUUUUUCUGACUCGAACUCGACAUCUACGUUGUCCAUCAUCGUUGCGACACAGCAUGAAGUCUACCUUCAAGGUAUAUAA